Molecule: messenger RNA, 553 nt
Organism: Bursaphelenchus okinawaensis
Lineage: Eukaryota; Metazoa; Nematoda; Chromadorea; Rhabditida; Aphelenchoididae
Source: the annotation of a GenBank genome assembly
AUGCCAAUCGAAGCGAAUGAAAGCAAAACCGUGGUAUCAGGUGGGAAGAUACCAAAAAAGGUAAAGAAGAACUCGGUUACUGUAACAUCUUCGAACACUGACAAUGUCCUUACUACAGAUUCUACACAACCAAGUCACGUUGAUCCAAAUGCUAUACGAUACCAACCAGAGCCCAAACCAUUGCCAGAAGAUGUGGCACGAGCUGAGCGAAAUGAACAGACAAGGUAACGUAUUUUUUGUAUGUUAGGCUAAAUAGUUUGUACAGACUAUUGUAAUAUUGUAGUAGGUAGAAACUAUAUAUUUUGAGCUUUAUUCAGUUUUACUGUCAAAAGACUUUAGUAUUUUUCUUUUUGUAGUCUAAUAUACAACCUAAUACUCAGAGAGUAUUGAUUAUCAUAUCUGUCACUGCCAAACACUAAUUUGAAUUUUUAGAUGUGAAUCAUGCUGCUAUAUGUUUUGGCAGAUAAUUCGACUGACAUUUGUGAUCCUACUACUGCUUUUCUUGUUCACAAUCGCAUAUCUUAUGUACAACAAUUUGUAUCAUAAUAAAUAA